This is a messenger RNA of Eubalaena glacialis (North Atlantic right whale), 255 nucleotides long. RefSeq names its product chromosome 4 C5orf58 homolog (gene C4H5orf58). The transcript has 3 exons. Bases 1 to 255 code for a protein of 84 amino acids. The record is from RefSeq and is a predicted model, not a curated record. NCBI's taxonomy places the organism in Eukaryota, Metazoa, Chordata, Mammalia, Artiodactyla, Balaenidae.
AUGGCUAAGAUGUUUGACAAUAAUGUUACCGACCAUAAGCUAAAUGUGGAAGCCAUAAUUAAAAAUAUUAACACAAUUUCUUUGGAGUUGAAGAAAAUGAAAGAGCUGUCCCAGUUACUGCUUUGUGACCUUACCCUAUGUUUUAGUCAUCCCGUGAAGACGGAUGAUUUAAAGGAAACAGAAAGAAACAACCCCCUCUUUGAAGAGUCUAAAAUGUCAGAUGUAUCUCUUGCUUCUAACAGUUUUUUAAUCUGA